This is a messenger RNA of Prunus armeniaca (apricot), 1035 nucleotides long. The record is from the annotation of a GenBank genome assembly. NCBI's taxonomy places the organism in Eukaryota, Viridiplantae, Streptophyta, Magnoliopsida, Rosales, Rosaceae.
AUGCAGAAUUUGUAUAAGCAAAACUCUGAUAUUGGUUCUGCACAUUCGACAUUUCCAUUCAUUGUUGGAUCGUCAUCAUGGGAGAAUUCUACUGAAACACAUGUCCAACAGUCUACCUCCAAAAGUUUAAUCUUCAAGAUGGGCUUGCCUCUACAAAAUUGUCAUAACAGAAAGCAAUCUGGAAUUCACUUUCAAGAUCAAGAUUCGUCGUCAACUCAAUCAACUGGUCAAUCACAUUCUGAAGUCGAUAGUAUGAAAGAAGGCAACCCAUGUGGGGAAGGCAUAGUUUCAGCACAAUCGGGAUAUAAUGAAAAACAAGGGAAGCCUGUUGGUGGUCACCUGAAAUCACUCUCGUCAAUGGCAAGUCAGGGCUUUGUCUUCCCGUCACAACUUGAUUUUAGCCACCCAAUGGGUCACAUUCCAUUCCACUAUGCUGAACCAUACUUUGGUAGCUUACUUGCUGCUGCUUGUGGGCCACAAGCUACGAUUCAUCAUCCCCAGGUGAUGGGGAUUACUCCUGCUAGGGUUCCCUUGCCUCUUGAUCUUACAGAAGAUGAACCCAUUUAUGUAAAUGCAAAACAGUAUCGUGCAAUCUUAAGGAGGAGACAAUAUCGUGCCAAGCUUGAAGCUCAGAACAAACUCGUCAAAAUUCGUAAGCCCUAUCUUCACGAAUCUCGGCAUGUUCAUGCAUUAAAGAGGGCUAGAGGAUCUGGUGGGCGCUUUCUCAACAUGAAGAAGGUCCAAGAUUCCAAGCCUAAUACCACAAACCAUAGAGUGGAUGUUUCAGGCUCAGCUCAGCUACAUUUGACCAGAAAUAUGUCCGAAUCCGAAGUUCAUGAGCCUGACAACUAUAGAGAUGGUGCUUCCACUACUUCUUGCUCUGAAGUCACAAGCACUUCCAACAGUGAUAAUAUCUUUCCACAGCAAGAUUUCAGGUUCUCUGGCUACCCCUCUCACAUUGGUGGGACCAUGCAAGUUCCCUUUGUUGAUGUGCGUGGUGGUGGGAACCAGCACCAUAUUUCCCUCCUCCGGUGA